This is a messenger RNA of Pecten maximus, 1271 nucleotides long. RefSeq lists its product as uncharacterized. The record is from RefSeq and is a predicted model, not a curated record. The transcript has 2 exons. NCBI's taxonomy places the organism in Eukaryota, Metazoa, Mollusca, Bivalvia, Pectinida, Pectinidae. Bases 584 to 1246 code for a protein of 220 amino acids.
AACAAAGGGAAAGGGGGGAGGUGAUGACAAAUGGGGGAGGUGAUGACAUAUCUAUGUCUGAACAAUCUAAAACAAAUACAGUCCCCCUCCAUACUGUCCUCUGAAACAUGACACAAGGUCAUCAUAUGAUAAUAGAAGGGCAGAACACCCUGGUAGAAAUCUGUUCUAAUUUAAAAACAAAGCUUUUACAAAUGAAACAUGAGAAUUUUUCACGACAGAUAUCUAGGACAAUAAUUAAUAGGUGUCAUCUAAAAUAAAUACAGAUACAGCAACCCUCUAUCUAGAUAGAAUUAAUAGUCAUUUCAAAAAUUCUCUCCAGACACUAUGGAUGUAAAAUUAGUGUUCAUACUUUGUACCAUCCUUGAAGGAACAUCGUGUACUACUUGCGAAAACGUUUCAAGAUGUUGUAAAAAACAAAGUGCCACAUCAUAUCUGUGCAACAGUUGUCAAUGUAUCAGGAUUGACAAAAGGUGGGACCCCGAAUGGUCCCAAUCUAUGACACUAAGACUGAGAUUAAAUUCUCCCAACAAUUCAUCGCGUGGAGUCCAAUGUGAACACGCAGAUUUUUACUUACGACAAGAGGAUGUUUAACACCUUCCAGUGUGAUCCCUAUUUGACGAUCAAAUAUGGCAUGCAGAAGAAAAAGUGCGAUGGAACCACUGCACAGAACAAAUCAGCCUCUACUACUGUUGAGGUAACAAAGGCCCGCUCUGGUAUCUCUACUGCAAAGGUGACUGACUCAGAUAUCUCUACCGCGAAGAUGACCAGCUCUGGUAUCUCUACUGCAAAGGUGACUGACUCAGAUAUCUCUACCGCGAAGAUGACCAGCUCUGGUAUCUCUACAGCGAAGAUGACUGCCUCCGAUAUAUCUACUGCGAAGAUGACCAGCUCUGGUAUCUCUACAGCGAAGAUGACUGCCUCCGAUAUCACUAUUGUGAAGAUGACCAGCUCUGGUAUCUCUACAGCGAAGAUGACUGCCUCCGAUAUAUCUACUGCGAAGAUGACCAGCUCUGGUAUCUCUACAGCGAAGAUGACUGAAUCCGAUAUAUCUACUGCGAAGAUGACCAGCUCUGGUAUCUCUACAGCGAAGAUGACUGCCUCCGAUAUCACUAUUGUGAAGAUGACCAGCUCUGGUAUCUCUACAGCGAAGAUGACUGAAUCCGAUAUAUCUACUGCGAAGAUGACCAGCUCUGGUAUCUCUACAGCGAAGAUGACUGAAUCCGAUAUAUCUACUGCGAAGAUGUAAACGUAAACUUUACGUUUACAGAGUU